Phymastichus coffea is the source of this 1625-nucleotide messenger RNA. Its product is annotated as tRNA (guanine-N(7)-)-methyltransferase. NCBI's taxonomy places the organism in Eukaryota, Metazoa, Arthropoda, Insecta, Hymenoptera, Eulophidae. Gene Ontology annotation, molecular function: tRNA (guanine(46)-N7)-methyltransferase activity. The transcript is spliced from 6 exons. The coding region runs from base 265 to 1338 and encodes 357 amino acids. The record is from RefSeq and is a predicted model, not a curated record. Gene Ontology annotation, biological process: RNA (guanine-N7)-methylation; tRNA methylation. Gene Ontology annotation, cellular component: tRNA methyltransferase complex.
GCAGAAGCUCGUUCUUCUGGGCAGCGUGUAGUAGUAACACUUGCCUGGCAUAACCGUUUUUCUAAGGCGCUUUCCCUUUCGUCGCUUCCUCUAUCUUCACUUCUCUUCGCUACGCUGCUCCUGCAGUCGUAACGAAAAGAAAAGCGUGUUGCUGUGAUUAUCACCAAGUCACAUUUCACUCACAUAGCACAAUAAAGGAGCACUACUUUUUUUAUGAUUUGCACCUCGUGUGUAUCCUGAUGAGUUGAAGUAAAAAAGAGGGGGAUGUGCACUGCUACAAUGUCUUGCACGCGCGCUGUUCACUUAGUGUAUGAAGCGAACUUAAUGGGUAGAUAUUGUUUUUUCCUUCGUUUACUCUCUUUGUUCGCGCUCCAAAAUACUGCACUCAGAAUAAGUCUCUUUCUCGCCUUGCGGCUGCAUCCGCAGAAACCAAGAGCAACGAAAGAGAGAGCGAGAGAGGGAAAUGAAAGAAAGUUGAUACACGCCGCGAGGGGGCGUUCGUAUCGACGAUCAGCUGAUGCAUUGGGUUCGAUGCGCAGGUAUUUUACAGUACAAAAGUAUUCUGAAUAUUCAAAGAUGACAACUGUGACUAAGAGCCUACCUCAAAAAAAAUAUUACAGGCAGCGGGCUCAUUCAAAUCCUAUUGCAGAUCAUUGCAUUGAAUACCCGAUCAAACCAGAUGCUAUGGACUGGAGCACAUUGUAUCCGCAUUUUGUUGAUACUAGUAAUGCAAGCAGUAAAAUUAAACAAUUGACUAAACCUAUAGAAUUUGCAGAUAUUGGCUGUGGCUAUGGUGGCCUGCUAGUCACUCUAUCUCCAAUGUUUCCCGACAACUUAAUUGUAGGAAUGGAAAUCAGAGUUAAAGUUUCUGAUUACGUCAUAGAUAGAAUAGGUGCACUACGUUGUCAAUAUCCAAAUCAAUACACAAAUAUUGCUUGUGUCAGAACUAAUGCCAUGAAAUAUUUACCAAAUUACUUUCAUAAAGGACAGCUUAAGAAAAUGUUUUUUCUGUACCCUGAUCCACAUUUCAAAAAAGCUAAAUAUAAGUGGCGCAUAAUCAAUAAAUCUCUUUUAGCAGAAUAUGCAUAUAUCCUAGCUGAAGGUGCAAUUGUGUACACAAUGACUGAUGUUAAAGAUUUGCAUGAAUGGAUGGUACAGCAUCUAACAGAACACCCUUUAUUUGAACGUAUACCAGAUGACCAAUUGAGUUCAGAUCCCAUUGUUGAAAAGCUAUAUGAAAGUACUGAAGAAGGGCAAAAAGUCACUAGAAAUAAAGGACAUAAAUUUUUAGCAGUAUUUCAAAGAAUUUCAGAUCCUUAUUUAGUUAAUAAUAGAUAGUAAAUGUAUAUUACAUUAUUGUUUCAUAAAUAGUAGAUUACAAUCCAAGAUUGGAAAAGUAUUGACAAGACCGGGACAGCAUUGUCAAGAUUUGCCAAUAUUUUCCCGGCCUAGGCACGAAAUCUAUUGAUAAAAUUUAAAAAAUAUGACAUUUUUUAAUAACCAUUAUAUCUUCAGAAAAAUAAGUAUUAAAAAUCGAGUUUUAUUUGAGUGUGUAGUCAAAUUGGUACCCCUUAUAAAUUAUCAAAAAUCAAAUAUUCAAUUUAAAAAAAUUUAUUAUGACAAUU